Messenger RNA from Cutaneotrichosporon cavernicola, 1794 nucleotides. RefSeq lists its product as uncharacterized. The transcript has 2 exons. The record is from RefSeq and is a predicted model, not a curated record. Bases 1 to 1794 code for a protein of 597 amino acids. NCBI's taxonomy places the organism in Eukaryota, Fungi, Basidiomycota, Tremellomycetes, Trichosporonales, Trichosporonaceae. Gene Ontology annotation, molecular function: glucan endo-1,3-alpha-glucosidase activity.
AUGACGCACCUCUUCCCGCUUCUUACCGCUCUUCUCGCCGCGUCGUCGGCUGUUGCCUCGCCUGGUGCGGGGUACCGUGGACGUGUCCACGGCAAGCGUCGCUGUGCCGCUGGCAGCUCUGCGACAGCGUCUGGCUCCUCACUCUCGGCUGGUUCAGACUCUGCGCACCACUCUUCCGUGUCUUCGCUCUCGGCAACAUCCUCGGUUGCGACUGCCUCUGGUGUCGAAAGCUCUGCCCCCGCCAGCCCCGCUGGGCCGGGCGGCAACAACGUCUACGUCGCGUCGGGCGACCCGGAGGUGGUUGGUGGCCCCCCCGUCGCGGCUGGCAACGGAUCCGACAACGCCACAGUCGACUCCACCGCUAGCGGCUCAGCCAAUGGCUCCUCCACCAACGGCCCCACCAACGCGACCGCGACGAACGCGACCGUCCCUAUCCCGUCUGGGGGCUCCAACGCGAAUGUCACGGCCGCUGAGCCUGCCAGCGCUGGUCGUCCGGUCUUUGCUCACUACAUGGUCGGUCUUACGUCCGAGUUUGACCAGGCCGCGUGGGAGAAAGAGAUGACGGUCGCAAAGUCCAAGAGCAUCGACGGCUUCGCACUGAACAUUGGCGAGGACCCUUACAACGACGCGCAGCUUACCAACGCCUACGCUGCGGCCGAGAAGGUUGGCUUCAAGCUCUUCAUCUCGGUCGACUUUAACUGGUACGGCACCGAUGAGGCGGCUACGGUUGCGGCCCAGCUCAAGAACUACAUCAGCAAGCCGGCGCAGUACAUAGUCGACGGAAAGCCGCUCGUCAGCUCGUUCGCGGGCCACGACUUCAACUGGAAGGAUUGCAGCGCGGCCGUCGGCACCGAACUCUAUGCCGUCCCGAACUGGCUCCAGGACGGCGGGGACAACAUCCAGGGUGCGCCUGGUCUCGGCAGUGGCAGCCCACCGGAGGAGAUCGCGCGCCAGGGCGGCGAGGAGAUGGCCAAGCGCGGCGCCAAGGGCCUCUUCUCAUGGCACGUCUGGCCGGGACAGCAGUCCAACACGCCUGUCGACGAGAAGCUCGGCACUUCCGACGACGAGAAGUACCGAACCUUUGUCGGCAACGGGACCUACAUGGCCGGCGUAUCGCCGUGGUUCUUCACGCACUUUGGCAAGGAGGUACCGUACUCGAAGAACUGGCUGUUCAAGAGCGAGACCCUGUGGGUCGACCGCUGGAAGGACAUCCUGGCAUUGGGCAAUAAGGUCAACAUGCUCGAGAUUGUGUCGUGGAACGACUACGGCGAGUCGCACUACGUUGGGCCGCUCGACACCCCGUGGACGAGCGACGGCUCAGACCUGUGGGUCAAGGGUAUGCCGCACGAUGCCAUGCUCGACCUCGCUGGGCCGUUCAUCAAGGCGUUCAAGGCUGGUGCGUCUGAGCCUGCAGUCGACCAGGAGGGCAUCGUGUACUGGUACCGCCCGCACCUCAAGAAUGUCAACUGUGACAGCACAGACAACUUUGGCUCCAAGCCUACAGGGUGGGAGCUGGUCAAGGACUCGGUAUUCGUCGCGGCCAUGACCAAGAGCGGCGGCACGCUCAAGGUCACUUCGGGCGGCAACGCACCUGUCUCGCUCGAGGCCAAGGGCGGUGUCGAUGUCUUCGAGGUUCCCAUGGGCGUUGGCGAGCAGUCAUUCGAGCUCACCACCACCGGCGGCAGCGCCAGUGGAAAGAGCAACCUCACAAUCUCGGACCAAUGCUGGGAAAGCCGCCUCGGCAAGGUGUACAACUACAACUUCUACUCAGGCGUCCUCAACGUCGGAGCUUAG